AGAGGUGGAAAAGAAAGAAGAUAGAGGAAAAAACAAUGGCAGCAGAGCAAGGAAAAAGAUCAAAGCUAUCAGCUCCAACAUAUCCCACUAUAACUUUGCCACCUAGACCACCCAUUGAUGGCUUAUUUCAAUCAGGUUCUGGGUUAAGUCCAGGACCUAUGACACUGGUUUCAGCUUUUUUCUCUGACCCUGACUCAACAAAUAGGUCUUUUUCUCAGCUUUUAGCUGGUGCCAUGGCUUCACCUGGAGCUAAACUGCCUUACAAUCCCAUGGAUGAUUCAUUUAUGGAAGUGGGUUUUGAAAAUGGAGGUGAAAAGAAUUCUGGGUUUAAACAAAAUAGACCUUUGAAUUUGGGUGUUGGUAAUUCUCCUUGGUUCACUGUGCCUCCUGGGUUAAGCCCUUCUGGUUUGCUUAACUCUCCUGGUCUCUUUUGCUUAUCUCCUCAGAGUCCUUUUGGAAUAUCGCACCAGCAAGCAUUGGCACAGGUUACGGCUCAAGCUGCUCUAGUGCAAUCUCAUGUACAUGCGCAACCGGAAUAUCAAACUUUGUCUGCUGCAACUUCUUCGGAACCAUCGAUCCCUCCUUCAUCUGCCAAUCCUGAAGAAACUUUGCAGCGGAUGCUUUCUUCAGACCCUCAAAGUUCUGCAAUGGAAUGCUUGGAAGCUUCUCAAUUCGAUAAAAAAAGUCAGCCUUGUGUUGCUGUCGAUAAACCGGCCGAGGAUGGUUACAACUGGCGUAAGUAUGGACAGAAGCAAAUUAAAGGUUGUGAGUAUCCGCGGAGCUACUAUAAAUGUACACAUCCGAGUUGCCCUGUCAAAAAGAUAGUCGAGCGUUCUGCCGAGGGCCUAAUAACUGAAAUUAUAUACAAAAGCACACAUAAUCAUGAAAAGCCUCCACCAAAUAAACAACCGAAGGGUGGAAGUGAUGGAAAUGCAAAUUUGCAGGGUAAUCUGGAACUAGGUUCUCUGGUUGUAGCUGGAAAUUCGAACAACUUAAGUGAAGGGAAAAAUCAUGAAUCAACUCAACCGGUGGAAUUACCUGGAUUUAGUGAUUGUGAGGAAGGAUGUGAUGAAGAGAGUCGAGAAGAAAGAGAUGAUGAUGAACCAAAUCGAAAAAGAAGGAAUAGCACAGGGGAAGCUGCAGUAGUGUUGUCACACAAGACUGUCACGGAUGCAAAAAUUAUCGUGCAAACAAGAAGUGAAGUUGACCUUUUAGAUGAUGGCUAUCGGUGGCGCAAAUACGGGCAGAAAGUUGUCAAAGGGAACCCUCAUCCAAGGAGCUAUUACAAAUGCACGAGUGCAGGAUGCAAUGUUCGGAAGCAUGUGGAAAGAGCUUCAUCCGAUCCCAAAGCUGUCAUAACAACAUACGAGGGAAAACACAACCACGAUGUCCCAGCGGCCAGAAACGGUAGCCACAACACAGUUAACAACAGUUUGCCUCAACCGAAACAGCAACACGAUGCAGUGGCCGAGAAACAUUCUUUGCUUCAAGAGAUUGAUUUCAGAAAAAAUGUCCAGGGACCAGCAGUUUUAAGGCUAAAAGAGGAGCAAAUAAGAGUGUAAACUUCUCUGUUGAAACCUGUAGAAUAACCGGGAAUUCGGCUGCCGAUUGCAGCCGACUAACCCGCGUAUGAAAUGAAUAUGUAUUUCCACAACAAAAAAGGGGGUCAAAAGAAAGACAAAUCAAAUGACAAUAACUGCUAAUAGACUACACAGUUUUGUAUGUUGGAAUUCAUAAGUUAUGUUGUAAAAUAUACAUUGUGUUUUUGUUUAGUAGAAGGAUAGAAAAAGAGUUGCAGAUUUUAGAGAUUUGAAA
Gossypium raimondii (Peruvian cotton) is the source of this 1815-nucleotide messenger RNA. Its product is annotated as probable WRKY transcription factor 3. Bases 36 to 1562 code for a protein of 508 amino acids. The record is from RefSeq and is a predicted model, not a curated record. The transcript is spliced from 4 exons. Gene Ontology annotation, biological process: regulation of DNA-templated transcription. Gene Ontology annotation, molecular function: sequence-specific DNA binding; DNA-binding transcription factor activity. Lineage: Eukaryota; Viridiplantae; Streptophyta; Magnoliopsida; Malvales; Malvaceae.